Messenger RNA from Trichogramma pretiosum, 1276 nucleotides. RefSeq lists its product as uncharacterized. Bases 522 to 1205 code for a protein of 227 amino acids. The transcript is spliced from 5 exons. The record is from RefSeq and is a predicted model, not a curated record. NCBI's taxonomy places the organism in Eukaryota, Metazoa, Arthropoda, Insecta, Hymenoptera, Trichogrammatidae.
CGUAUCGUAUACGGUCGAAUGGCUUCGGUAUACGAGUAUAUACCAGUAUAACAGGGGGCAAUCGUGCGGGGGAUAUAAUAAUAUCGAUGCUAUCCCUGCAGUAUUCGAGGCAAUAAAAUCAUCUAUAUACCCGAUGCAGCAGUGAAGCGCACAGAAACACACAUACACACACAGAAAAUUAGUCGAGGAUAUAAUAAAAUCCGACGGGGUGGUCCAAGUUGAGAAAAUUUAUAAGAUGUGUAUAACUCGACACGAGUAUUGGUAAAUAAUAUUGAACAAUGACGAAUCGUUACGUAUCUUAUAGUACGGUAGUAUCGAGAUUUACAACUAUUCGGUUAUAUUAUCAUUGUAAGUUGUAGUUUUAAACACACAUCACGACUGCCACGUGCGACGUGUCUCUGACUAAUUUUUUUUUUUUUCAUUGACUCUACGCGUGUGACGAUGUAAAAGAAAAAAAGAAGCUUAUAAAUAUAAGCGUCACGGAAGACUUUUUGUUAUACGAGCGCGGAAAGAAAGAAAUAAUGAACAACAAUCUGAUCCUCGUUUUUGUUUUGUGCGUCGUCGUGGCCCAUCGCGCUCCAUUGGUCUCGUCCAAGCUACCGCCUCCGAAUCGAAAUGCCAAUUGCGACGAGGACUGCGUUUUCGAUUUGUUGAAAAAGCAGCUGCUCAGGAUCUUUGUAAAAGACAACAGCGGCAACCUCCGAGUUCCCUUGAUCGAGGGCAGCCAAGGAGUUUGGGGAUUUAAAAUCAAUUACGAAUUGAGAGAUUCCGUGAUCUCCGACGUGAGAAAAAUCGCGAGAGACGGCGACGUCGAGAUAAACAAGGAAGGCGAGCGCAUUACCAUAAAGCUCCGCGUCAAAGCUUCCAAUAUGCUGGGAAAAAUGGCUACGGCGAUAGGCAGCUUGGGCUGGUUCAGCUUUUCCUUUAAAAAUCCCAGAGCCGAGAUCUUCGCCGUGGAGAUGAGUUUCGCGAUCAUCCUCGAUCGUGGCCAGAGCCCGUGCAAAGUGACGUUCGGCGACGUAGCGACCCACGCCACGGGCGUCAAGAUCACCACGGAGGAGUAUCUGCCCGACUGGGUGAAGGAUCAGGCGAUGCGCUACCUCGAUCCGGCCCUAGCCGAUGCCGCCACGACGAUCUUCAAUUCCGAGUCGGGAGUCGAGUGCGAGCCGUUUUUGGCGAUAGUCGCCGAUCGUCUUCCGCACUGAUGGAUCGUUUUAUAUUGUUGACAUAUGUUUUUUUGUUUUAAUUUUAUUUUCGACCUCAAUAAAAAAAAGUU